Molecule: messenger RNA, 2152 nt
Organism: Leguminivora glycinivorella
Lineage: Eukaryota; Metazoa; Arthropoda; Insecta; Lepidoptera; Tortricidae
Gene: Nmdmc
Product: bifunctional methylenetetrahydrofolate dehydrogenase/cyclohydrolase 2, mitochondrial
Exons: 6
Coding region: 205-1212 (335 amino acids)
Biological process (GO): tetrahydrofolate interconversion
Cellular component (GO): mitochondrion
Molecular function (GO): methylenetetrahydrofolate dehydrogenase (NAD+) activity; methenyltetrahydrofolate cyclohydrolase activity; methylenetetrahydrofolate dehydrogenase (NADP+) activity
Source: RefSeq, a predicted model, not a curated record
AUAUAAGUGUUGAUUUCAAUCCCCUCUCGUCUCGUUUGUUACCGUACUGAUUUCCGUGUUAGUGUUAACACCAGGAAGUUAUCAUCUUUUAUUGUGUAAAUUGAUGAAAUUGUUUUCGACUUUGACUUGGCUUCAGUCAGGUUCAUUCAACGCAACAUAACACGCCUCCUUACUUGCCGCUGUCCGCGAAAUACUGAGUAGGCGAUGAGGCAAAUCAUUUGCCUCCGAGUGGUCAGUACAGUUCUGAAAUCCACAAUGAGAAGUCAUACGUUCUUUGAUUCCUUGGGCUCGGCCAGCAUCAUGGCCAGAAUCCUUGAUGGCAAGGGGCUUGCCAAGGACAUCCGUGGUGAAUUAAAAAUCAAGAUCCAUAACUGGAUGCAACAAGGUCACCGGGCCCCGACUUUGAAAUGCAUUAUAGUUGGAGAUGACCCGGCCAGUCAUACUUAUGUCAAGAACAAGAUUCAGGCUGCAACCGAUGUAGGUAUUCAGGCAGAGACUAUAAGAUAUGAAGCUAAUAUGACUGAAGAGGACCUACUGUUGGCUAUUGAUGAAUUGAAUGCAAACUCUGAAGUUGAUGGCAUUUUGGUGCAACUGCCGUUGCCGGGGGGUAUUGAUGAGAGGAAGGUGUGCAAUGCUGUGGCUCCGGAGAAGGAUGUGGAUGGCUUCCAUAUUGUUAAUGUUGGGCAGCUGUGCCUGGACAUGCCAACUAUUGUUCCUGCCACUGCUUUGGCUGUUGUGGAGAUGUUGAAAAGAUUCAAAAUCGACACCUUCGGUCGUAACGCAGUAGUGGUAGGGCGUUCGAAGAACGUUGGCAUGCCAAUCGCCAUGAUGCUACACAGUGACAUGAGUCACGACAGCGGGUUAGGCAUGGAUGCCACUGUCACCAUCUGCCAUCGGUUCACUCCGAAGGAGAAAUUGGAGUUCUACUGCCGGAACGCUGACAUUAUUAUCACUGCGACAGGUGUGCCAAAAUUAAUCAAAGCUGACAUGGUGAAGCCCGGCGCCACAGUCAUUGAUGUUGGCAUCGUCAGAAUCACUGAUGAAGAAGGAAAUACCAGACUCGUUGGCGAUGUCGAUUAUGAUGAGGUAAGCAAAGUGGCCGGUGCCAUAACGCCCGUGCCCGGAGGCGUGGGCCCCAUGACAGUGGCCAUGCUUAUGCAUAACACCUUCCAAGCUGCCCAGAGACUGCGCGAUGCUGAGAUGAUGCAGUAAAAUUAUAAUUUUACAAGUAUAACCCGUUGACUGCCACAGACAACCUUUGGGCAUUCCUGGUGAGUUCACGGUGACGCGCCGCACAGAUAAUCGUUGCGUUCUAAGGGUUAAUACGCGUCUUAUAGGUGACUUGUCAAUUUGUAACUUAAGUACCGGCCAAUAAUAUGCAUUUAUUGAUUUUGCUCUUUUUUCAUGAUGAGUUAAACUUCUUUCGUACGUUUUUUUUAUAAUGGUCUUACAGAUCGAGUAUAGUCAUUUACCUACAGUGUACUAUUGGCCGAAACUUUUUUUUUUCAAAGAACCCCGGUGAUGGUAAUAUGAAAUUUCAUUUUUUUAAUUUCAAAUUCAAGAUUUAGUUAAUAACUUGAACAUGUUAAUUUGUUAUCUUCCUGAAUCCUUAGAUAUAAUUGGUUGUUUUAUUGGAUAUUAUUUAAGAAUCUCUAAAUUAAAUGCAUGUCUCUACUUCGUACCACAGUGCCUUACUUAGUUAUAUUGUCAUUUUCAAAAGUAUUAUAUAGGUUAUGAAUUAUGAUAAUUUAAAAUUACCUUGAAGGUAUUUAGAUAUAUUACUAGAUAAAUGUUAUAUUAUUUUAGUUAAUAAGUAAUCAGCUGAUUGUUUUUAUCAUAAAAUUAACACAUUCCUUGUUACAUUAUUGAAAAAAUUUUAAUUCGCUUGAACUCUUGUAACUUUGGAUCCAUUCAAAUAAGUUCAUGACGCCUAUGAGCGUCAUAGGGAUCACUAAAACAUUUUUUGUUGCACAUGUGCAUCAUGGUUCAUAAGUCUGAUAAGUCGUGUCAAAAAGCCCAAUUUUCACGUUUCAUUUACCUAUUCCAUAAAGGCUGUGAUAAAUAAAUUGUGUUCUGUUCAAUCAUAGAUAUCAAUAAACUUUGUUGACUAUAAAUUAUACCUAGUUAUUGAUAAAUAAAUGAAUAUAAUUAA